Talaromyces stipitatus ATCC 10500 is the source of this 522-nucleotide messenger RNA. Its product is annotated as sister chromatid cohesion protein Ctf8, putative. Gene Ontology annotation, cellular component: Ctf18 RFC-like complex. Bases 1 to 522 code for a protein of 173 amino acids. Gene Ontology annotation, biological process: mitotic sister chromatid cohesion. Lineage: Eukaryota; Fungi; Ascomycota; Eurotiomycetes; Eurotiales; Trichocomaceae. The transcript is spliced from 2 exons. The record is from RefSeq and is a predicted model, not a curated record.
AUGCCUUCGGUACCACUUCACCCUCCUAACAAAUCCUCUACCGUCCUCGACACGACAAAUGACAACAAUCCUCUUCCCCCACUCCUCCGGACACCCUCCGGACUCGCCAUCCUCGAACUCCAAGGCACAAUCAAUUUCCCUACCACUACCCCGAACGAUGAUGUCGACAUGGAUACACAAACUGAGGAAGAAAAUACAAAAACAAAAAUAAUCGAAACAGAACUCGGCAAAAUCAUGUUCCCGGAUUACUCUGACCUCGACCCAGAAAGUACAAAAUGGAUGAAACGUGUCUACUUGUACGCUGGACGAUAUCAGCGUAUGACGGGUGAAGUGAAGAAAUUGGCUAAACCAUUGGCUGUUAUACAGCGACGACCAAUUACAAAGAUGCAGGAUGAGAAUGGUACUGGAGGCGGUAACGGCGGACAAGAUGAGCUUGAGAUUGUGGACGUGAUUAAAUACAAGAUUAUAUUUGCGUCGAGGCCGGAACCUGUUGGAUUGGAAACAAUCGCCGAACGAUCUUGA